AUGGAGAACCCCCCAAUAGCAGCACCCUUGGUAUUCGAUGCUUCGCAAGAGUGGGACGGAAACGAUGGGAAAUGGAGCUCCUUCGUUAUAGGAGUUGGAACACCAGCACAAAAUUUUCGUGUGCUCCCUGGGAUUGCAACUGGAGAGAUACUAGUACCGUCAGUCGAAGCGUGCAAACCCGAGAUCCAAGCUACAUGUGGAGUUCAGCGUGGCGCAUUUCCUUUCGAUGGGCACCAGAGCAAUGGAUUCCAGGCCAAUAAAUCGUCAACAUGGCAACAAAUUGGAUUGUAUUUCUUGGAUCUCCGCGAUGACCUGAACUACACUGGUAAAGGUCUGUUCGGGCUAGAGCGCCUAGGUCUAAUGCCACAGAAUCCGAAGGGCCCAACUUUAAGGAACCAGGUCGUUGGAGCAAUUACCGCGGGAGGUCCUCAUGUGGGAGUGCUUGGACUUGAUGUAAAGCCCGCCAACUUUUCCACCUUCGAUUUUCCCCAGGCAUCGCUAAUGACGACAAUGUGGGAUGAGUCAAGAAUCCCUAGCCGCUCAUUUGGAUAUACUGCAGGAGCACACUACAGAUCUCCAAAGGUCCUUGGAAGCCUGACAGUUGGUGGCUUUGACCAAGAACGCUUUGACCCAAACAACAUCACGUUCCUAUUCGACCCUGACGACAGUCAGCCAACUAGCCUACACGUACAGAAUAUAGUCGCGAAGGACACGCUGAAUAGCUCCAUUAUCAACUUACUCGACAAUGUAGCUUACAUGCAGCUUGAUUUCACCGUACCACAUCUUUGGCUGCCGCACGACGUCUGUGACCGGUUCGAGCAAGCAUUCGGGCUCAUAUACGACAGCGACACUGAUCUCUAUCGCGUCAACGACUCAAUCCACGACCAGCUUCUUCAAAAGAACCCAACAGUCACAAUCGGGUUAGGCACAUCGGACCCUCCUCAACGGGUCAAUAUAGAGCUGCCAUAUGGUGCAUUCGAUCUUACUGCAGGUGCUCCGAUAUAUGACAACGACACGAAUUAUUUUCCAAUUCGACGAGCCAACGGUACCAAGUACACACUUGGCCGGGCCUUCUUUCAGGAGGCAUACAUAAUCGUUGACUAUGAGAGAUUAAGCUUCUCAGUUCACCAAGCUCGCUUUCCACAGACGAACAAGCCAAGAGAUAUUAAGACAAUCUAUCCGCCCCAGAGUCUCUCCACAAAUACUUCUGCAGCAUCUACAAAUGGGAGCGGUAUCCCAAAAGGAGCCGUGGUGGGCAUUGUGCUUGGCGUAUCCAUAGGGGCUAUGUUGCUUAUUGCAUACCUUUUUGUCAUUUUGAAGCGACGAAGGACUAAGCGAAAAACUGAUCCGAAUGAUAUGGCUCAGAUACCGCCAACACAUGACGGGGUGCAGGAAUUGCACGAUGAUGACAAAAAGCCUUCAGAGAUCCAGGGAAAUGAGCUACAUGAGAUGGUAGGCUAUCAAAACCGGGAAGAAGUUGAUGGGACCUCGCGCAUUGAAUUACUCGGAGAUAUACCUCGGGUGUCGCGGUCUAUACAUAGUAGCACCGACCUAGUCGAGAAGAGCCGCAAGAAGUAG
Aaosphaeria arxii CBS 175.79 is the source of this 1578-nucleotide messenger RNA. Its product is annotated as acid protease. Lineage: Eukaryota; Fungi; Ascomycota; Dothideomycetes; Pleosporales. The coding region runs from base 1 to 1578 and encodes 525 amino acids. Gene Ontology annotation, biological process: proteolysis. The record is from RefSeq and is a predicted model, not a curated record. The transcript has 2 exons. Gene Ontology annotation, molecular function: aspartic-type endopeptidase activity. Gene Ontology annotation, cellular component: fungal-type vacuole.